Molecule: messenger RNA, 1386 nt
Organism: Perca fluviatilis (European perch)
Lineage: Eukaryota; Metazoa; Chordata; Actinopteri; Perciformes; Percidae
Product: transmembrane protein 222-like
Exons: 6
Coding region: 55-624 (189 amino acids)
Source: RefSeq, a predicted model, not a curated record
GACUGCGCGCUUCCGCUCCCACGUCGCCUGGCGCCUGUACGUCACUGUCAUCUCAUGUCACUCCAGGCUGUGAUGGCGGAGGUGGACGAAACCGACAUAAUUAUGAACUACCACGGAGAUUUCUUAAAAAGCGACAGAAAAAACAGUCGCUACCCGUACUGCAUUGUCUGGACACCUAUUCCAAUUUUAUCGUGGGUGUUCCCCUUCAUUGGUCACAUGGGUAUAUGCACCUCUGCUGGAAUCAUACGAGAUUUUGCAGGCUCCUACUUUGUCUCGGAAGACAACAUGGGCUUUGGUAGACCAACCAAGUAUUGGAAGCUUGAUGUGGAUAAAGUGUGUGGCAAUGGUGCUGCUACAUGGGACAAAGCAGUGAAUGACGCAUCUGAGGAAUACAAAUGCAGGCCGCACAAUCUGUGCUUAGAUAACUGCCAUUCCCACGUCGCCAUGGCCCUCAACCUUAUGCACUACGACAACAGCACAUCUUGGAACAUGCUGAAACUCUGUGUGCUGUCUUUUGUUCGUGGGAAACAUGUGAGUUUCGCAGCUUUCCUCAAGACCUGGCUGCCGUUUUUCAUGCUGUGCGGAGUCCUCGGCACGUUCAUCCUAACAUUCAACCUACAUUAGUGGAGCGAGCAGUCCAACGGGAUGACUCACAGACUCAUGCUUAUGCUUUACACAUUGUCAUUGGCUGUUGACGUGAAUGACGGUGGUGUGUUUUGACGGGACGUUUGUUUGUACAAAGAAUUCCACAUGAGGGAUUUCAUUGUAUGUUAGUGAUCUAGUUUCUAGAAGGGUGUUUAUGGGCAAAGCCUAGCUGUUUAUGUGUAGUUUUGAAAUCAAUAUUAUGUUUUAACGGUAAAGAUCUUUUUUUUUCCAAAAUAUUUAUGAUUUAGUAAGGUGAGUAAGCUACGGUGUCUUCAAAAUUCACCUUUACUUUUUUUCACACAGUGGGCUCUGUGUUUUGCUCGUAUUAUAAGAGUGUUGCACCACAGUUGGAGCAAUACUGUUGAAUCCAGAGAUGUACUUUUUCAUGAAUGGCAGUGAUGAAUGUGUUUCCGGACUGGCUAAUGUACAUUUCAGUGAUGAAUCACUACAAAAAUGGAUCACGUAAUCUUAAUGCUGAAAGUAUUCAUCAAUUAUUUGUCUAAGAGAUAUGAGCCGCUACCAAAGAUAAAAAUUAUCUAGGACCCACGUGGGGAAAAAAAGUGGUAUUGUGCUGUAAAAAAAUGCCCUCCUCCCUUUUUAAUCCUCUUUCCUCUUUUAUAUAAAGACAAUGUGUAAGGUGUUUACUUUAACGUGAGUGUAUUCUUUGCUUCUCUCCAGACAAAAUGCUUUGUAACGGUUCAUCCUCAUGCUGGAAUGUUACAUAAAAUUAUCUUUAUUUUA